This is a messenger RNA of Penicillium samsonianum, 303 nucleotides long. RefSeq lists its product as uncharacterized. The transcript has a single exon. Lineage: Eukaryota; Fungi; Ascomycota; Eurotiomycetes; Eurotiales; Aspergillaceae. The record is from RefSeq and is a predicted model, not a curated record. The coding region runs from base 1 to 303 and encodes 100 amino acids.
AUGUUGACAUAUAUAGAUAUCCUCACUCUUGCCGAUCGUUUGGAUGGACUCCCUUUGGCAACUGUAAUCGCCGGGGCAUUUAUGCGUGAAACUGGAACCAGCAUCACUGAGUACUUGGAGUAUUACCACGAAUCUUGGACCGAGCUACAGUUGCAAUCGAGUCCUGGUCGUCAGUACCAGCAAGGCAACAUGCUACCAAUAUGGAUGAUCUCAUAUCUCGAGAUGCAGAAGCGGGGCCCGAGCGCAGCAAACCUUCUACUGCUUCUUGCUCGUUUUGAUAUCGAGAUAUCUGGUACUCGUUAG